Messenger RNA from Aspergillus ruber CBS 135680, 1285 nucleotides. RefSeq names its product twinfilin. Gene Ontology annotation, molecular function: actin monomer binding; actin filament binding. The transcript has 4 exons. Gene Ontology annotation, biological process: actin filament depolymerization; barbed-end actin filament capping. The coding region runs from base 90 to 1109 and encodes 339 amino acids. Gene Ontology annotation, cellular component: actin filament; cytoplasm. Lineage: Eukaryota; Fungi; Ascomycota; Eurotiomycetes; Eurotiales; Aspergillaceae. The record is from RefSeq and is a predicted model, not a curated record.
CUCCUCACCGCUUGACCUCCGACAACCACGCAGACAGAGACAGUAGUAGGAACACUGCAUUGCACUGCAGACUGCCAGGAACCGUCAAGAUGCAGUCCGGAAUCUCUGUCACCCCCGAACUCCACGACGCCUUCACCACCUUCACCACCGACCCCUCCCUCUUCUGUCUCCCCAUUACCAUCACCUCCGAAAGCCUAACGCCCCUCCCUACAAUCCCCUCCUCGUCCUCAUUCUCCUCUUCGCUCUCGCAGCUCUCCACCAUCCUCAAACCCCAAACCCCGAUCUACCUGCUCCUCCGCCGCGAUGACAACACCCUCGUCGCGCUGACCUACAUCCCCUCCAACGCACCCGUCCGUGCAAAGACGCUUUUCGCUUCGACGCGGGCGACCUUAGUCCGGGAACUGGGCAGCGAGAAGUUCGGAACGAGCGUCUUCGCUACCGAGGAAGAUGAGGUUAUCAGCGAGAGCGCUUGGAAGGAUCGGGAUGCGGAGAAGAGUGGGAAGGGCGGCGGGAAUGGGUAUAGCCGUGAGGAUUUGAUGGGUGACAAGGAGAGGGAGUUGGAGUUGGUGCGGAGGGCUGAGGAGGAGGCGAGGAGUGGGACUUUGGGUAGAGAUAUUGGGAUCGGGGGGUCUGUGUCUGUUGGGGGUGGCAUUCCGAGUAGUAUGAGAGUUCAGAUGCCUGCGGAUGAGGAGGCUAAGGCUGCGCUUACGGAGUUGCAGGCUGGUGGUCUUGUGCAGUUGGUUGUUGAUGUGAAAACCGAGACGCUCAAGCUGGUCGGUUCGGAAUCCGGCGUCGACCCCAACUCCGUUCAGUCUCAUAUCUCGCCAUCUUCGCCGCAGUACACCUAUUAUCACUACCCUGACUCGGAUGCGGUCAUCUUCAUCUAUACCUGUCCGUCAGGUUCGAAGAUCAAGGAACGCAUGUUGUUUGCCAGUUCCCGUAACAAUGCCCUUGUCAUUGCUGGCGAACAGGGACUGAAGAUCGCUAAAAAGAUCGAGGCAUUCGGUCCCGAUGAGAUCUCUGGAGAUCGACUGCGUGAGGAAGUUUUCCCGCCACAGGACGAAGGACCCAAGCGCGGGUUCGCCAGACCUAAGAGACCCGGAAGGUAAAGGCGAAUCGACUUGUCUCAUAGAUAACAUGGGAGUGGACCGUGAAUUGCAUAUCUCGUAUCGUUGUGGAAGACGCCCGUAGAUUCUGUAGUCACCUAUACAUAACUCCGAACCGCACUGCACUAGCUAUGGGGUAUAACGCAGAAAAGAAACCGUAAAUUUGUGACAAAUCCUCC